Symbiodinium sp. CCMP2456 is the source of this 252-nucleotide messenger RNA. The record is from the annotation of a GenBank genome assembly. Lineage: Eukaryota; Dinophyceae; Suessiales; Symbiodiniaceae.
AUGGCUUUGUCAGACGCAGAGUGCCUCGUCGCGCCCACUUCGCAUGACGACCAAGAGUUACUGGCCAAAGCGAAGGAACACCCGACCUACUACCAGCUCACGAAGGAGGAGCAGCAGCGUCACCAGAUGGUCUCUGUUUGGCUGGAGCCGGGCGACUGCCUCUUUUUCAAAGAGGGAGUCGUGCACAGCUCCCCGGCCGCAGCCAAGCUCCGGGUGGUCACCUACGCGAAGUUUGCGCCGCUGCCGCCAUGA